Molecule: messenger RNA, 466 nt
Organism: Balearica regulorum gibbericeps (East African grey crowned-crane)
Lineage: Eukaryota; Metazoa; Chordata; Aves; Gruiformes; Gruidae
Source: RefSeq, a predicted model, not a curated record
GGACAGCAACAGAUGUACAAGCUAGACAUAGGCUGGCCUAAAAUUCCAGAAUAUUUCACUGGUCAAACGUUUUGUGUUGCUGUUGACUCUUUUCACGGUUUGGUCUAUGUGGGACAAAGGGGAGAUAAUGUACCAAAGGUACUUGUAUUCUCAGAGGAAGGCUAUUUUCUUUACUCCUGGAAUAAUACAGUUGAAAUGCCUCAUGGUAUCUUUGUAUUGAACACCGCAACAGAUAGUUCAGUAUGGAUCACAGAUGUUGGAACAGGGGAAUAUGGGCACACUGUGAAACAGUAUAGCCCUUCAGGUAAACUUAUGCAGAUCUUGGGCACGCCAGGUAAUGCUGGUUCAAGUUUGAUUCCCCUACAAUUUGACCAACCAGCAGAGAUCUUUGUCGAGGAAACUGGAGAUAUCUAUGUUGUGGAUGGAGAUGGAGGAAUGAAUAACAGAUUGCUCAAACUAUCCAACG